AUAUUUUUGCAAAUACUUAUGUGAAAAUGAUAAAUACAGUAAUAGUAAUAAAGGGAUAAUCUAAGCAUUUGGUUAAAGUAAAUAAAAGAAAUGGAUUGACAAAACAAAGAAUAGAAGUGACGUGAUAUGGAAAUGUUAUCCUUAUCUGUAAUCAAUAAAGGCAGAUGACGUAAUAUUUUCUAGAUCUAACAGAAGUACUUUGCAAACAGCGAAACACGUAACAAUUCAAAGUAUGAUUUAUAUUUGUAUUGAAUAAUAUUUUGGCGGUUUCUAAUUUGUAAUAGACUGUUUAUUUGUUAUUGUUUAUUUAUUGUUAUUUGUGCAAACAUUGUGUAACAGAAACAAAGAUGAAAUCAAGAUUUCCCUUGUCGUUAGAAAAUAUACCGAGGCAGGAGAAGUUCCUUGGCUUAUCCCUUAAAUUCGGAAGCAUCGUUGCGGGACUUCUUGUUAUACUAUACUCGUUGCUAACUAUAGCAAAAUAUUCAGUAUUUCUGACCGUAUUACCACAGUAUAUGUCCAGUUCGGAUGUCGACGAUGUUGUGGUAUAUGUGAUAUUGCUCGGAAGUACUAUAUCCCAUGCAGUCACUUUGUUCCUGAGCGCUUUGAUGCUGGUUGGCGUGUUGAGGGAAAAAGACCACCUGAUGAGACCUUGGGUGAUAUGGGUGUCAAUUCAAGUCAUUGUCUCACUAGUUCUGUUUGUCUUUUGGAGCACCAUGAGUAUGAUCAAUAACUUUGCUGACAACUCUCUAUUAGCGUACAUAUUUGAAUUAAUAAUUAUAUUGGGACGUGUCUACACUUUAAGUCUAGUAGGCAGCUAUUACAAACUUCUAGAAGAAGAGCGGGAAGAAGCAGAGCGUUUAAAUAAACUUUUAGAUAAUAAUAAUUCAUGUUACUCUACUGUAUAAUCAAUUACAUGAAUGACAAUAUAAGUUAUUGUUUUACUUCAGAAAUAAUAUACUUACCAUACUGAUAUACUUUCAAUAUCCAAUAAUUCACUAAUAAUCACAGAAAACAGAAGUAACCUGUUCUAUGAUAACAAUAACAAUAAUAAUAAUUUUACCUCCAUAAAUUAGACACAGAUUUUAACAUAUCCCAUUUUACUUUAAAUGGUGUAAAUAAAGAACACUCAGAAGUUACAAAUAAAUCUGCAAAUAUGUUAUGUAGCCAUAUAGUAGCAACUUACGCAAUCAAUAUUUUGGUCUGUGUGGAUUUUCAUUCAUUUCAUUUCAGUGUCGCUUAUUUUAGCUAUAAAAUAAGCAAAAUAUUAGUAGCUUAAGUAGCUUGCUUUGUAAGGUGUGUUUCUGUUGAAGAGUGUGAUUAGGCAAUGAAAUCAGAGCCUACGAAGCAUGGCUUAUAGUAUGAGUCCUCUGGAAUGUUGACGCAUGAGUGCUAUCACGGGUGUGGCAACAUGAUAACCGAAGUUCUGUUCAUAUAUAGAGGCACCGGUUACUGAUUACCAUCAGGUGAGCUCUCAGCUAAUUUGUUUUCCAUUCUAAACACAUAAACUAAACUAGAAACGAUAAGCUUAACGGUUUGUUUCUGGGUCGUAUUGAUAAAUCCAGGAUUCAUCACCUGUAACGAUGUCUUAAACACGCCGAGACGAGCCUGCUUCAAAUUUAUCUUUCAUAUCAUGGUACCAUUCCACCCUUGCCUGCUUCUGAACAACGAUGAGAUUAUGCGGCACCCAGCGUGAUCCUAUCUUCCGCACCAGUAGAUACACGUGUAGAAUCUCGUGAAAGUUUCCUGAUCCAAUCUGCAGUAUAAGCUGAAUCUCUUGGUAUGUAACUUGUCUAUUAUCUUAGAUCGAAUUUGUCCCUGCUAGCACGUUUUCUUUCGUAUCAGCCGUCAAAGGGCAACCACUUAGAAACGAUAGCUUAAAAAUAUGUUAUUAAAUUAAAUUCUAGGUGAUGUAAAUAACUUUAUUGCUAUAAAUCUUUAAAAAACACGAUAAUGAUAAUGCAUUUAUCGAUAAUGGUAAUGCAUCUGUUCUUAAGCAAUAGACAAACUAACAUUGUCAUUAUUUAUCGAUAUUGUUGACGAGAAUAAAUAUUAAACGAGAAUAAUUGAUUUAGGUAUAUCACAUUAGAGAUUAGAUUGAAGAUCACUAAUUUUUAUAUUAGAUAUCUAGGUGUCGAUCAUAGUGAUGCGACUCCUGAAUGACGACCCUUGGACCCUUUAAUAGUAAUUUUAUUUCAUUUUAAUAUUAAGUUUUUAAUGUUAAUACAAAUUUUUGGUACAAUAUUUACAUAUAAGAGUUUUUGUAUAGAUAGAAAAAAUAUAUGCCACACUUUAUUUA
Achroia grisella is the source of this 2296-nucleotide messenger RNA. RefSeq lists its product as uncharacterized. The transcript has 6 exons. NCBI's taxonomy places the organism in Eukaryota, Metazoa, Arthropoda, Insecta, Lepidoptera, Pyralidae. The record is from RefSeq and is a predicted model, not a curated record. The coding region runs from base 348 to 905 and encodes 185 amino acids.